AUGAAGAGUAGCUGCAAGCGAGAUUCAAACCGGCGGGCAUUCAUGGAUCAGGUACGGGAGUGCCGAGACAAUGGCUAUCUGCUGUCCUCCAAGAAGAUCGGCUCAGGGGCUUUCUCCAAAGUCUACCUGGGCUAUGCCACUCAUGAGAGAAUGCGCCAGAACUACAAGCUGUCCUCGGACCUGCGAGCCAAGCGCCACACUAUGGUGGCCAUUAAGAUAGUAUCUACAGCCGAAGCCCCGCUAGAGUAUUCCCGGAAGUUUCUUCCCCGAGAGAUCUACUCACUCAAUGCCACUUACAAGCACCUCAAUGUGAUUCAGCUUUAUGAGACAUACCGGAACAGCCAACGCUCAUACCUUGUUCUGGAGCUUGCAUCCCGAGGAGACCUGCUGGAGCAUAUCAAUGCCACAUCUGAUCGGCGCUGCUGCCCUGGGCUGGAGGAGGAGGAGGCCAGAAGGCUCUUCCGACAGCUUGUCAGUGCUGUGGCCCACUGUCACAACGUGGGCAUUGUUCAUCGGGAUCUCAAGUGUGAGAAUAUCCUGCUGGCAAUCGAGGGUUUUGUGAAGCUGACUGACUUUGGCUUUGCCAAUCGGACUGCAGUGAAGAAUUCUUUGCUGAGCACAUUCUGUGGCUCUGUGGCCUAUACAGCCCCUGAGAUCCUCAUGAGCAAGAAGUACAAUGGGGAACAGGCCGACCUAUGGAGCCUUGGCGUGAUCCUCUACGCCAUGGUGACAGGGAAGCUGCCCUUCAAGGAGAGACAACCCCAUAAAAUGCUGCACCUCAUGCGCCAGAGCCUGGCCUUCCGGCCCAGCCUGUCCCAAGAGUGCCAGGACCUGAUCCAGGGUUUGCUCCAGCUGCGGCCGAGAGCCCGACUGGGCCUGCAGCAGGUGGCUUCCCACUGCUGGAUGCUGCCUGCGUCCCAUGCCCUGUUCCACAAUGUGCUCAGUACUACGCCAGGGACUGAGGAGAAAGCCCUCAGGGGUGAGCUGGCAUCAGGCCCUCCUUUCCUUACCCUUGACCCUGUCACCCAGGGGGGCCCCUCACUCCCACUCUGUGUUAUAGAGGAAUUGGAGGGAUCUGAACCACAAGACCAGGAAGCAGGAACCCUGACCCCUACCACCAUAAGGAUGCUUGAGGGGCCCUCUGAGUCCAGCCCUGAGCAGGCCCCAACAAGUGAGCUGUCAGCACCAGCCCUGCUCCGGCCUCCCAGUUCCCUCCUCCAGUUGCCAUCUCCCCAGCUGGCACAGCCUUUGGGUCCAGGUCCUGGCCCUGCAUCCCCACCCACUCGCCCUCCAUCAAUAGGUCGGCCUAACAUGCUGGCCAGCCUGAAGCCUAAUUUCCACAAGACUGGGAGCUUGCCAUCAUGGGGAGGAAUGGGACCCCGGGGCCCUUCAGGGGGCAGCCUAGCAGGGCCCAGUGCAUCCCGGCAGAUUCUGUCCCUCUACUCCAUGUCUGUGAUUCGGAAAGCCCCGCUGCACCGCCUGGUCAACUGA
Messenger RNA from Dromiciops gliroides (monito del monte), 1491 nucleotides. RefSeq names its product testis-specific serine/threonine-protein kinase 5-like. Gene Ontology annotation, molecular function: ATP binding; protein serine/threonine kinase activity; tau-protein kinase activity. Lineage: Eukaryota; Metazoa; Chordata; Mammalia; Microbiotheria; Microbiotheriidae. The record is from RefSeq and is a predicted model, not a curated record. Gene Ontology annotation, cellular component: cytoplasm. Gene Ontology annotation, biological process: intracellular signal transduction; microtubule cytoskeleton organization; protein phosphorylation.